Molecule: messenger RNA, 1290 nt
Organism: Cornus florida
Lineage: Eukaryota; Viridiplantae; Streptophyta; Magnoliopsida; Cornales; Cornaceae
Product: probable pectinesterase 53
Exons: 5
Coding region: 1-1149 (382 amino acids)
Biological process (GO): cell wall modification
Molecular function (GO): pectinesterase activity
Source: RefSeq, a predicted model, not a curated record
AUGGCAUUGAAUUCUGCAUUUCGAGAUUUCUCGACAUGGUUAAAGAUCCAUAGUAAUGCUUGUUGCAUUUGCUUUCCAGUUUUUUUGUUGCUUGAUCAGUCUGUUUUUCAGCAUUACAUCCAAGGACUGGAAUACUACAUUGUGAUUGUUAUUGAAGAUACCUACCACAAAUGGAUUAGAAAAAUCGGUUCUUUCAAUCAUUCCCUCUUUCAGACAGCAAAGAACAAGUUCAAUCCUUGCUUAACCAUAAAAGUAAAUAAAAAUCCAAGUUUAGGAGAUUUUGUUACAGUGCAAGAAGCCAUAAAUUCUCUACCAAUUAUCAAUAACUGUCGGGUGGUUAUCUCGGUUAGUGCAGGUAUUUACAGUGAGAAGAUUGAGGUUCCUGUGACCAUGGCUUACAUUAGCGUGGAAGGUGCCGGUGCAGACACAACCAUUAUCGAGUGGGACGACACGGCAGACCGGACCGGGCAGAAUGGGCAACCAUUGGGUACCUUGAAUUCUGCAACGUUUGCCAUUAAUUCGCCUUACUUCAUGGCAAAGAACAUCACCUUCAAGAAUAAAGCACCAUCACCACCCUCAGGUGCACUAGGAAAGCAAGCAGUGGCACUACGAAUCUCAGCAGACACGGCGGCUUUUAUAGGUUGCAAAUUUAUUGGAGCACAAGACACUCUUUUCGAUCACAAAGGCAGGCAUUACUUCAGGGACUGUUAUAUCCAAGGUUCUGUGGACUUCAUAUUUGGGAACGGUCGCUCCCUCUAUGAGAACUGCCAUCUGCAUGCCAUUACAAACAGCUACGGAGCCUUGACCGCCCAGAAGAGGGAGAGCUUGCUUGAGGAAACCGGCUUUUCCUUCAUCCACUGCAAGGUCACUGGGUCUGGUGCCCUUUACCUGGGCAGGGCAUGGGGCACUUUCUCUAGGGUUGUUUUUGCUUACACUUACAUGGACAGAAUCAUCACUCCUAGAGGAUGGUACGAUUGGGGAGAUAAGAAGAGGGAAAGGACUGUGUUUUACGGACAAUUCAAGUGUUCUGGACCAGGGGCUGAUUUUCGAGGGAGGGUGUCAUGGUCCAGGGAGCUCACCCCACAAGAGGCGGAACCAUUUAUUUCACUUGAUUUUAUCUACGGCAAUGAAUGGCUUACAGAAUUGUGAUAAUAUCCAAUGCGCACACUUCAAUCCUCAUAUCGUGGCUAUACUAGAUUUGAACAAAAUUUUAAAUCACUAGGACACUGCCUAACUGAAGUACUGACAAAGUCCACCCUGUAAACACCUACAGGACUACAAACAAGAAUU